Akanthomyces muscarius is the source of this 357-nucleotide messenger RNA. RefSeq lists its product as uncharacterized. Lineage: Eukaryota; Fungi; Ascomycota; Sordariomycetes; Hypocreales; Cordycipitaceae. The transcript has 6 exons. The record is from RefSeq and is a predicted model, not a curated record. Bases 1 to 357 code for a protein of 118 amino acids.
AUGGUGAAACUCACCAAGCGACUGAUACCAAGUUACUGCUCCAGGCAUUGGCGCGGCUGGCAUGCGCCGCCCUUUCCCGAGUCGCUGAUGGCGACCCAGCCGCGUAUGUUCCUGGACAAGUGGCUGGGUGCACGCAGCGAGGGGUCGCUGGAGGACCGUUUCGACAGUCGGUGUCUGGAUGUUCACGCGGCGGGCCUGGCGGAUCCCGAGACGUCGCGCGCCAUGUGCGACGACUGUCGCGCCGCCUACGAGUUCGACACGGCGGAGCAAAAGGCCGACAGGGAGGCGAGUCGUCUGAUUACGCGCCCGCUGCGGGUGCUCUGGGCAGCGGACGGCGCGGUGCCAAGGUAUUAUUGA